UCUGUAAAGAAUAUGUUCAACAUCAUUGGUGCAGUUGUUCUUGAUUGCUGUUUGUUACCAUUAAUUCUUAUUUUUUCGUCAAUCAAUAGAUGUCGAAAAUGUCAACAGUUUUGUACCGUAAACCGGUUGGAUGUAGCGCCAUUGAUGGACUGCAAUUAAUAUCAUCUCGUUUUUUGAAGUUAGGAGGUUGCACACUGUUCUAUUCGUAUGUGGGCUCCAUAUGAAUCUUCUGACCAGACCAUUACUUUGUUUGUAACAGAUUCUGUUCGCAUAAAAGCAGUUGGUGGCCCGAUAACUAAAGUGGCGUGUGUAGGUGAAGGACAAAGUGUUGGGCAGAUGUCAUUCACUUGGUCGGCAGCCACCAAUGAAUCUAAAGGCCAGUCUUCGCCAUACUCCGGCAAGCGGCAGAAAACAUCGCAGUACGACGACUCCAUAGAUACAGCGGCAUCGCCUGGGAUUUAUACUGAGGUAAAACCUUCAAUCAGUCAUUACUCAGAUGUGAAGACACUGGCGAUUCAAGACAUGUCUCACAAUUUCCCGGGUAACACUUCAAUCUCCAACUGGGACAUCGAUGGCGGGCUCGCAGCAGACUUUGAUGGUUCACUAUCGGGACUCGGGGCGGAACUCGGGUCCACCACUUACAACAUGAGUGAAGCUCUGAUGGCAUUACCUGUGUUUAAGCAAGAGAAUCUUGACAAUGGUUACCAGUAUAUUCUCGGAGCUGCGACGUCCCCAGCGGUCAAAGUGAAUGAGGAAACUCUUACGUACUUGAACCAAGGCCAGUCGUACGAGAUUAAGUUGAAGAAAUUGGGUGAUCUCACGGACUACGAGGGCUAUCUUAGGAGCACAGUUCGAGUGAUGUUUCAUGACAGGAGACUACAGUAUAUGGAGAAAGAACAGCUGGACACAUGGAUGAACAUGAGGCCAGGAGAGAGAAUUCUUGACAUUGAUAUUCCCCUGUCAUACGGACUGCUGAGUGUCCAUGUUAACCCAAACAGUCUCAACGCCAUAGACUUCAUCUGGGAUCCAACAAAAGAGACAGGAAUCUAUGUCAAAGUGAACUGUAUUAGCACAGAGUUUACGGCAAAGAAACAUGGAGGAGAAAAGGGAGUGCCAUUCCGUCUGCAGGUCGAGACAAAAGAAACUGAGGAGGAUGACGCCAAGUUGGUCCACUGUGCUUCAUGCCAGGUCAAGGUUUUUAAGCCCAAGGGGGCGGACCGCAAACACAAGACGGACAGGGAGAAGAUGGAGAAAAGGACCGGCUCAGAUAAAGACAAGUAUCAGCCGUCCUAUGAAUGCACUGUUCUUACUGAGAUCCCCAUUGACCAGGUUGUCCAGUCAGUGUGUGAGAGAAAUGGCAUGACAGCUAGCGGCUCGUUUGGCAGUCUUGCACAGGCAUUCAAAGAUCAAAGUACGCCCAGUCAGAAGUACAAGCCUCCUAGUAGCAGCAGCAGUAACGGGGGACUGGAUCAGUGGCGAUGGCAGGGGCAGGGAAGUUCACCCCCGGGAAGCUGCAGCAGACCAAAUCUUGAGAAUCAAGCAAAACACAGACUUACCCCAUCCCCAGUCGAGCGACAGAAAUCGGAACCCCCAUCUCCCUUCCAUUCUGAGUAUGGCUCGGCUAUCGAUGUGCCGGAGUGCAUGCACGUGGAUGCAACAGCCAAGGAAGUAACAGCAUGGCUACAGGCAAACAGAUUCUCAAAUUAUAUCAAUGUUUUUCAGAAUUUUGCAGGAAGUGACAUUUUACGUCUCACCAGAGAUGAUUUGAUACAGAUCUGUGGACUGGCUGAUGGGAUCCGACUUAAUAACGCCCUCCAAUCAAGGAGUGUUCGACCCCGCCUUACUGUUUACAUGUGUCAGGAACCAGAUACUGUGUACAAUGCGGUGUAUCUAGAACAACUAUCGUACGCGGAGUUGAUGCAAAAAAUCUCAGAUCUCAUCAACAUUCAAACCCAGUAUAUCAGCGAGAUUGUUAUACAGGGUCCUUCAAACAUCCACAUCAUUCUCACAGAUGAGGUGGUUAGAAAUUUUCCAGAUCACUCAAGAUUCUGGCUGGAGGUCAAACAAGAGGACGAUAAUGCCAACACUGUGAAAGUGCUCCUGAAAACUAUAGAAUGAACACAGAGAGUUUAAAAGUUGCUUCAGGGAUUUUCCUUUGAAAACAUUUCCAAUGUUGGCCACGAGCUUCUAAGCCUGGACUAUAGCUGCAGUUUUGAGUGUGGUCAUAGAUGUGGCCAUACAGUAACUGUUGCCUGAGUGUUUUGUAUAAAAGAGUGUGAGUGUCUGCUGGACUUUGUGGUUUGCUCGCCGGGAUAGGUCUUAUUUGAAUACAAUGGGACCUUCUUAUUACCAUGCGUACGACAGAAUAUUCUAAAAUCAAGAAAUUCAGUUAAAUGUGAAGCCAGUUCAGCUGUUAGUUUCAAAAUAGAUAUUCUUACUACCGUAAAUGACUGGGUAUAAGAUGAUAGGGGGUAUUAGACACAGGAAAAAAAAUCUGUGAAAAGUCCAAGAAAAAAACUUUUAAUCUAUGUUUUUGGUUUAAAGACGCAUAGAAAAGAUGUCAAAUCUUCUGGCAUUUUCGGCCGCCAUGUUUUUUGACAGUGACAAACAUUUUUUUUUUUUCGGGAAAAUGGCGACGGUUAUCUUUAAAAUCAUACAAUGAUAAACUGUCGAAAAUAAAAAGUUAAGUAAUGCAUAAACCUUAUAUUGUACGGGUUUGUUCUCAAAAUGUCAACACCUACAGAAAAGAAUAAAGAAUGUGACAAAGUGCAAAAAAAACAAGACCAUUAUCGCAACAGUUUGUAGUAUUGGUAUGUUAAACAGGUUAAAGGCAGUCGAGUUUUUCACACCUUCUCGUACAACUGACAAAAAAUAUUUUGACAGUGCCCAACUUUGCUUUUUAUGCCCCCACAAAGUGGCGGCAUAUAGGGUUGCCCUUGUCCGUACGUACGUACGUACGUCCCGAAGAUUGUUUCCGAUCUAAUUGUUGAAAACCGUUUGUCCAAUCCUCACCAAACUUUAAACACAUGUUUGUGACCAUAAUAUCUUGAUCAAGUUCGAUAGUCAUGGAAAUCGCUUUAGUCAUUUAGGAGUUACGGCCCUUUUUUGCCAAAAAUUCCUGAAGAUUGUUUCCGAUCUAAUUCUUGAAAACCGUUUGUCCAAUCCUCACCAAACUUUAAAUACAUGUUUGUGACCAUAAUAUCUUGAUCAAGUUCGAUUGUCAUGGAAAUCGCUUUAGUCAUUUAGGAGUUACGGCCCUUUUUUGCCAAAAAUACUUCAAAAAUAUAUGUUUCCAAUCUAAUUCUUGAAAAGUAUGUGUCCAAUCCUCACCAAACUUUACAUACAUGAUUGUGACCAUAAUAUCUUGAUCAAGUUCGAUAGCCAUGGAAAUCGCUUUUGUCAUUUAGGAGUUACGGCCCUUUAUUUGCAAAAAAAGACUUGAAAAAUACGUCCCGAAGAUUGUUUCCGAUCUAAUUCUUGAAAACUGUUUGUCCAAUCCUCACCAAACUUUUAACACAUGUUUGUGACCAUAAUAUCUUGAUCAAGUUCGAUAGUCAUGGAAAUCGCUUUAGUCAUUUAGGAGUUACGGCCCUUUUUUGCCAAAAAUACUUCAAAAAUAUGUUUCCAAUCUAAUUCUUGAAAAGUAUGUGUCCAAUCCUCACCAAACUUUACAUACAUGAUUGUGACCAUAAUAUCUUGAUCAAGAUUAAUAGCCAUGGAAAUCGCUUUUGUCAUUUAGGAGUUACGGCCCUUUAUUUGCAAAAAAAGACUUGAAAAAUACGUCCCGAAGAUUGUUUCCGAUCUAAUUCUUGAAAACUGUUUGUCCAAUCCUCACCAAACUUUUAACACAUGUUUGUGACCAUAAUAUCUUGAUCAAGUUCGAUAGCCAUGGAAAUCGCUUUAAUCAUUUAGGAGUUAGGGCCCUCAGAUUAUCCUGAAUAAUCAUUAUGGCUUAUUUUCUGUGACAAAAAAUCGAAGUGGGGGCAUCCGUGUCCUAUGGACACAUUUCUAGUUUAUAUGCAAGUUUAAUUAUUGUUCAAUUCAAUUUAUUAUUCAAAAUAAUAUUGAAUAACUUUAAUCAAAAAAUAUUUUUGUUUAAACUAUAAACGUCUUACGAUAUACUGUAUCCUGAUCUUCAACUGCCGUUUUAACGAUCAAUAUGACGCGAGUAACAUCCCUUUCUACGUAAAUCUAAACAAACUCUCGGCUUAAAAUCGACCUCAGAAAAAAAGUUAAAAAAAUUGUUACUGGGUAUUAUUUAUACUCAGGCAUUUUUUUGCAUCGAAAUCUGAGGGAAAAAAGGGCGUCUAAUAUACCCAGUCAUUUACGGUAAUUAGAAAUAUCAAUUUCAAAAUUUGAUAAUACAAUAUGGGUGUUAAUAUGAUGAGCUCAAUGUAACAAUCUGAUGAAUGUGUGUUUGACAAAAUAUUGAUUUGGUAUUAACGUAUUAUCACAAAUUAAAUUGCAAAUUUAAUUGCAAAUUCAAAUAAUCUUUAAAACUUCAUUCUUAGAAUUUGUUUUGGAAUAUAUAUAUAUAUAUAUAUAUAUAUAUAUAUCAUUACUGCUCAGGGAUAUAGAUUUGAAAAGAAGAAACUAUGAUGAGAUUGUUCAGACUCCCCAAUGCGAAUGUUUGAAUGUAUAGGGCACAUGUGUACGAAAUGUGAAAAACUGUCAGUGGUAAUGAUUAUACACACAAAUGUGAAAUGCUCCCAAUUUUAUGAAGGACAGAUGUACUGCAAUGAGGGAUGUGAUUUGGAAAAUACUUCUUCAGACAAAUAAGACAGAAACAAAUAUCGAAAAGGAGUUCUAAAGUAGUAAUGCUUUGUGACACUAUAUUGUAUGUUUUUUAGCUCACCAUAGCACAAAGUGCUCAGCGUGUGCUUUUGUGAUAAGGUGAUUGUUGUCUGUUCCUUUGGUGAUCCACUUCCAGAUAAUAAAAGUUGUUCCAUGUUCCAUCACAACCAAAAGGAAAAACUUAGAAUUUUUUCUUCACAGAAAUCGCUGGCCAGAUUUCAAAAUAAUUCCACAGUAUCAAAUUCCUUCACCCCUCCAACACCCUAUGUUUAUUAAGAAAAAAACAUGGCAACUAGGGGGCAGCGCUACUUUUCACUAUAUAUGUCUAAAUGGAAAACUUUGAAAAUCUUCUUAGAAUCCCAAUUUGGAAUAAUUUUACAGUAAUGAUCAUUGGGUGACCCUCUAUCAAAUCUCUUCACUCCAUGUUAUGGGGUAAUUUAGAAAAAUAACAUGGCUGCCAUAUAUUUCUAUAUGGAAAACUUUGAAAAUUUCCUCAGAAUCCACUGGCCCUAUUUUGAAAUAAUUUCACAUUUCUUCAUGGUAUUCUUUCAAUUUUUAGCUCGACUAUUCGAAGAAUAGGUGGGCUAUACUACUCGCCCCAGGGUCGGCGUCUGCGUCCGGUUGAAGUUUUAGGGCAAGUUGGGAUUUUCACUUAUAAGUCCAAUACCCUUCAUUCAAUUGACUUAAUACUUCACACAGUUGUUCAGGGCCAUCAUAUGAUGAGGUUAGAUAACUAACUCCAUAUUAUGUGUUACACAGAUUAUGGCCCCUGAUUGACUAUGGAACUUAGGUUAAAGUUUUAGGGCAGGUUGGGUUAUUUAUUAAUAACUUCUUUACCCUUUGUUCAAUUGACUUAAUACUUCACACAGUUGUUCAGGACCAUCACACAAUGAGGUUACAUAACUCCAUAUUAUCCUUAAUACAAGUUAUGGCCCCUGAUUGACUUAGGUUAAAGUUUGAGGGCAGGUUCAAGUUUUUGGGCAAGUUGGGAUUUUCACUUAAAACUCCAAUACCAUUCAUUCAAUUGACUUAAUACUUCACACAGUUGUUCAGAGCCAUCACAUAAUGAGGUUAGAUAACUCCAUAUUAUCUUUUAUACAAAUUAUGGCCCCUGAUUGACUAUGGAACUUAUGUUAAAGUUUUAGAGCAGGUUGGGAUAUUUAUUAAUAACUUCUAUACCCUUCAUUCAAUUGACUUAAUACUUCACACAAUUGUUCAGGACCAUCACCCAAUGAGGUUACAUAACUUUAUAUCCUUAAUACAAGUUAUGGCCCCUGAUUGACUUAUGAUGAUGUAAGUUUUAGGCAAGUAAAAGUUAAGGGCAAGUUGGGAUUUUAAUAAAAAAAACUUCUAUACCGUUCAUUCAAUGCACUUAAUAAAAUUCAAAAUUAUUUACGACCAUCUUACAACAAGAAACAUAACUCCAUUUUAACCCUAAAUACAAAUAAUGGCCCUUGAUUUUUUUUUGAUUUUUUUUGAAAGGCAUAUUUGUAAUUCUUAACCACAUUUCAAUAAUGGGAAAUCAAGAUCUUUGAAUGACUUGCAUCAUUGUUCGGGCGGGCUGGUGGGAGGGCAGCAUCAGUCACCUUAUGUAUCGAAUAAUUUUAGUUAGGUUUGACAUAAAGAGACCAAACUUGGUAAUAUUACAGCAUUAUUGUAUUCACUUCUAAGUCAAAGCGGCGUAGUCGAGCGCGCUGUCUUACGACGGCUCUUGUUUCUCCUCAGGAUCCUUUUGCUGGAUUAAUAAUUUCACACUCGGUCAAAUUUCUUCACCCAAUCUUGAUUCAUAAAAAAUACAUAGUUGCCAGGGGCUAGUUACCACUAUAUGUCUGUAUGGAAAACUUUUAAAAUCUUCUUUUAAAUAAAAACUGUUGAUCCGUUUAUCCGUUUCAAAAUAAUUUCCUAAAUUGUUCCUAAGGUGGCACUAUUAUCAAAAUUAUUUAUUGAAAUUAUUUUAUUGUUUUACAAAUAUUUAAGAUAUGAACUUGAAACUUUAUGAAGUUAUUCACAGUAACAAUGUGCUCUUUUAUUAUAUAACUCCAACUGAAAUAUUGUAAAAGUAACUUUUUAAAUAAAUACAUAUUUCAUACGCCAUUUCAAUAAAUGGCAGGUGUGACGCUUUGUUGUCCAAUAAAUAAAUAACUUUAGAACCCUUUGUCCAAUCAUGACCAAAUUUGCUCAGCAUGUGUAUGGGUAUAAUAUCUUAGACAAGUUCCAUAACCAGCCAUAAUUCUCAAAAACUCGAGCGUAUCACCCUUUAAUUAUAAAAAUUACCUAAAAUAGGUCUUGUCUGAUCAAUGACUUGAGAAGCCUUUGUUUAAUCAUCACCAUAUUUGGUCAAAAUGUGUAUGGGCAUAAUACCUUGGACAAUUUUGAUAACUAGCUAAAUUGCUGUUAUCCCCCAUGAGUUAUUGCCCUUUAAAUUUAGAAAUGUCUAAAGCACCAUUUAAGUUUUACUCCGGUUAGCGAUAUACAGCCAUGUUGGGCCCUCUUGUUUAUUGUUACACUGAAUCAAUUGCUAGAUUUCUAUUAUUCUGUAUAAUGAAGAACAUGUACUGUUACUUUUUUCUUGUUGUGGACAUAGUUCAAGCUUCAGAACAUGCUACACUUUAAGUGUAUACAUGCAUUAUAGGAUCUACAUGUGUACUAGCAGCUUCGAUUGAUGCAUUAACAUGCUUAAAUUAUAUCCAAGAGUUUGCUUCAAUUAUUUAAACAUUACGUAUAAAUGCACUCAAGAAACUUGAGAAAAAAACACUGAAAAAACGAAGGACUAGUCAGUCAUUAAAUUUUAGCUUACAAGAGAGAAUGAGGGUAAUAGUAUAUAAUUUUUCUUUUGUUAUGUUCUGUAUGUGCUAAUAAAAACAUGGAACUAAUUGUUAAAGGUUACAUGUUACAAGGAUGGGUAUGUAGGCUAAUUUAUAUUUGCACCCAAGCAAGGCCUAUUCAGCGAGUGGUUUGAUAAGAUUGUAUGUCAUUUUUAGGUUUUUUUGGAGCAUAGUCCACAGACAGAAUGUUACCCUGGUUAGAGCUACCCUGGUUCUUUAACAUGCAACAGUGUAUAGCUCUGUCUCAUGGGAGCCCCAAUUUAAGGUCCCUCCAAGAAGACAAUAAGUAUUUUUUCAGUGGUACAGUAGGGAAUCAAACCUUUGAUCACUGAAUUGGACAGUCAAGUGUGUAACCGCUGGACCACAGUUCCGCCACUAAGGGGGCCUUGGUCCGUAGUCUAUAUCAUUUUUAUCCUUAUCCUUAGAAAUGCCUCAGUGAGUCCAAUUCCAUUCAGUCAAUUGGCCAGUUAUUUUUAAAGUUCAAUUAAAACAGCUAAAUUUUAAUCUUAAACUGAAGUGAAAUCUAAGGUGGUUAUUAUUAAUUACAGUGAAGGGAGGUGUUGUAGAAAAUUUGAUUUGUUCUCCUCUUUCAUACAUUUAUGGGUAGUUUAUUUAUUUGGAAAUGGGAGACACCUCAAUGUUUUGUUUUAAUAAGGCUUUCUUGUUGAUGAUAUUCUGUCACAAUUUUACCUAAAAAAAUCAACAGUAAAAUCCCAAACAAUCUUCACCUACCUACAUUAUUAUUUCGAGGGAGUGAAUUUGGAAACUUAUAAUCAUUUGUUUAAUUGUCCUGAAUGCACAGAAUAUUUGUUUCUUUACUUGUAAUAUUUAAAAAAAGGCAGCAUUUUGUACAUAAAUGUACUUUGAAAAAGAAAAAAAGAAUAAUUUAAGUACAUGUAUCAUGACUUUAAGUGGUUGAAACUUGCACAAGCCUGCGUGCCCUGUGCUGAUAAACGCUUUCCUGGCUUGCUCAAAUUCUGGAUUUAAUUUCGGAGCAGGGCUUGUUAAGCAGACUGAUGGCAAGGACUAUUGUAAGAAUCCUGAUGUCUUAAUUUGAUGAAUGGUCUUUGCAAGAAUGUAUUAGAUUAGCUUUCAUUUUUCAUUUGUUUAUCAUGCAAUAUUGUUGUUAAAGAAUGCAAGACUAAGUCCUUUCGUUAACAAUCAAAAACUCUUAUUACAUAACUGUGAUUACAUUUAAAACUUGCAUUGAAGAAGAAAUUAAGAUUGAAGCAUUUUUAUUCUGUUUUUCAACAAAAAUGAUCAGUUUUAUUCUAUAAGAGAUAGAUUAAUGAAAUGUACAUACAUUGUUGCGCAUUAUGAAAUGUGUUGUUUUAUAUUAGAUUUUAUAUUUUAUAAAAAAAAAAAAAUGUGCAGUAAUUUGAUCAUUAUUAGUGUUGUUUACCUUUGCAUGGGUUUUUAUGGUUCAAUUUGAUGUUGUUGCAUGUUUUAAUAGGCAAUUAUAAGUGUGGAUAUUAUCAACCUUUAAAUUAUUAGUGAAAUAUAAAAUGUUAUAUCAAUUUAAUAUUUUUCGCUGUUUUAAAGUUUUAGCCAACUAUCGCCUCCCUAUCAAAUGUUGGCACACACAGGGCAGGUAAAAAAAUAACGUUUGCAUACAAUUUUGUGUGGUUUUCUGAAAAUUAACAAUUAAAUGUCAAUUAUAUCCUUUUUAGGCAUAUCAUAAAAAAAAUAUUUAUGUUAGAUUGCAAAUUGUUAGAUCGCAAUAAAUUUCACCUCCUGAAAUUCAAAAGUAAGCCAUUUAUUAAUUAUAACUUUUAAUUUUCACUUGGUGAAAUAUAUUUUACUCCUACUCAGAAACAAACAGUAACUGUUAUUCUCUAUUUAAUUGUAAGGAAUCCACUUUCCAUACAUGGUAUUACUGAAUUAAGCGUCUGAAUUUCAAAGCUAACUGUUGGUAGCACAGAACAAAAACAUUCAGCAAACCUUUAGGGUAAACAAAAUUCAUUGCCAAGCUUUUGUGUGGAAUUACAGGGGUAAGAAUCUUCCACAGAGUCACAGAUUUCCAUAAUAUAUCGUCUCCUAGGAAAAAAUCUCGAAACAACUUGUACGAUUAUCUCUUAAUGAAAUCGUAGGCUCUUAUAAUGUUUCAAGCCCUCGGGACUCGCAGAGUAAAGUUCUGAGAAUUUUAUGCCCCCCAACGGAAGAAGCAUAUAGUUUCAUCUUUUUAUUUCACAUUUGUCGGGAGAAUAACUUCAAAAGUACUGACCAAUUAAAAUAAAACUUUGGUGUAUAGAUAGAUGCCUUUUACAUGUUCUAAAAUGUUUGACUAUCAUAUUCACGAUAACAAACUACUAUUUUUGCAUUGUGGGAAAUUGUUCAACUUGUGUACAAUAAUGCUUCAACUAUAUUGUAUUACAAUUUCUGCCUUUUUUUGAAAAUGGGUCUUUGGGGAGUAUCCAUAGCUUCCAGUGAUAAUAUUGUUGUUAUCAGACUUUCUCACCGCCUGGGGUAUGAAGAUGGUUUACUACUGUUUGCUGUAUAAUUAUACUGAUACUUAGAACAUGUUGUGUAUAUUGCUGGCUUAACAUUUAUAAUGCAAAUAUGUACAGACUUACUUGUUUGAUCAUGUAUAUCGUAAUUAUUCUUGGUUUAUUUGUGAAUAUGAAAUACAUUAUAAAACAGUUUUUAACAAUUCUCUUAGCAUACCUUUCAUUAAGUCAUUACAGAAGUCAUUGUAACAAAAAACACCAUCAGCAUCAUUGUCAUCAUCAUCAUCAUCAUAAUUAUCAUCAUCAUCAUUGUUCUAAUCAUUAUCACCAACUCCACCAUCAUCAUCAUUGUUGUCAAAUCACCAUUAUCAUUUUCGUUAUCAUCGCCGCCGUCAUCAUCUUCAUCAUCAUCUGGCCAAUUAUUCACAACAACGAUGUUAACAGCAUCAUUUUUAACAUUUAAAGGUGAACUAUUUUGUAACAUGCUCAAUUAUUUUGAUAAAACAUGUACAUCAGAAUCAGGAUUCCCGAACCUUGUUAGAAAUACUUCACAUCCAAGGCGUGUUCAUGUUUGUGGCAGAGGCGCAAAGAUUUAAAAGUUAACAAUGAUGAUGCUAACAUCGUUAACUUUAACACAGAUCUGAACAAUUGGCCCACAGAAAUGAAUUGGAUUACCAACAUUAUUGAAAAGAUGAUUUACACCAUUUCUUACACAUACUGUCUUUAUCAUACUUGAAUUAGUUUUGUUUUGACAAUAAUGAACUCUUUAAUAAACCCAUUUUCCAUUAUAGCUCAUAACAAUUUAUUAUAUGGCCAUUUUUUUAUUAAGCUAUCAAUACAGCUUUGGGAUUGCACAUUGUUUUACUUCAUAAAGAUCCAUUAUUUCUCUAGAUUUUUUUGAUUUUUUUUUUAAACUUUUUACAUUUUGGCCAAAAAUGUUCUUGAAAAAUAUCAUUGACAAUUUAACAUAAAUGUUCAUUACUUUUGUUAUGUGAGAAUAAAAAAUGUGAAACUCC
Messenger RNA from Mya arenaria, 11082 nucleotides. RefSeq names its product transcription factor CP2-like. The record is from RefSeq and is a predicted model, not a curated record. Gene Ontology annotation, molecular function: RNA polymerase II cis-regulatory region sequence-specific DNA binding; DNA-binding transcription activator activity, RNA polymerase II-specific. Lineage: Eukaryota; Metazoa; Mollusca; Bivalvia; Myida; Myidae. Gene Ontology annotation, cellular component: nucleus. Gene Ontology annotation, biological process: regulation of transcription by RNA polymerase II. The coding region runs from base 208 to 2118 and encodes 636 amino acids. The transcript has 21 exons.